Molecule: messenger RNA, 3531 nt
Organism: Sapajus apella (tufted capuchin)
Lineage: Eukaryota; Metazoa; Chordata; Mammalia; Primates; Cebidae
Gene: GLT6D1
Product: glycosyltransferase 6 domain containing 1
Exons: 5
Coding region: 536-1462 (308 amino acids)
Biological process (GO): carbohydrate metabolic process
Cellular component (GO): Golgi apparatus; vesicle; membrane
Molecular function (GO): hexosyltransferase activity
Source: RefSeq, a predicted model, not a curated record
AAAGCCCUGUCCUCAUAGCCACGGGAAGAACCUGUGGGCAGAGGUGUCACUGUGACGCUUGCAUCAUCAAAGGAGCCUGGUGACGUCAGCACCAACAGAAGACUCCAGGGUUAGGAGAGCCGUAGAUGGCAGCUGGAUCGUGGUGUGACACAGACCCUAAGAUAUGAUGCUUGGAAGAAACUCAUCCUCAGCGGACGUCUUUGGCUGUCUCUUUACAUCACUCUAACCCAAGCCCUGCAGUGGAGAGAUUUAUUGCUUUUCUUUUAUGCAAUCAAGUCAGACUUCGAUCUGAACACGGGGAGAAACAGAGUGUGUGUGCAGCUGGCCCACAGGAGCAGUCAGCCCCGGGCACUCGAAGGAGGACAGAGGCUUCCCUGACUCAAGUUGCUGUCUCCUGACAGCUGAACAUUCUAGAAGCAACCUCUAAGGUUGGUGGUGUCCAACUGCCCAUACAUUAACCCCUUGUUAGAAGAUGGCAAAUACAUCUUUUAUAUUGCUUAAAAUACAAUUUUUCUUCCUUUUUCCUUAGGAGAGAAUGAAUUUGAAAAGAAUGUUGUUACUGGUUUUAUUUGUUUUUUCACUGAUGUUGGUUAAGCGUUAUUUCAGGAAUUGCCAAGUAGAAGAGCUUCAGCUCUCAGACUGGUUUCAACCCAGAAAACGCCCCGAUGUCAUCACGAAAACGGACUGGCUCGCUCCCGUCCUUUGGGAGGGGACUUUUGACAGGCGGGUUCUGGAAAAACAUUACAGACGGCGGAAUAUCACCGUGGGCCUGGCCGUGUUUGCUACUGGCAGGUUUGCAGAGGAGAACCUGAGGCCAUUCUUACACUCCGCAAAUAAGCACUUCAUGACAGGCUACCGAGUGAUCUUCUACGUCAUGGCGGACGCCUCCUUCCCGCUGCCCCACAUACAGCCCAGUCCUCUUCGAACGUUCAAAGUGUUUAAAGUGGGCACCGGGAUGGGGUGGCCCGACGGCCCCCUGGAGCCCAUGAAGAGCCUGGGUGAACACAUCAUCAGUCACAUCCAGCACGAGGUGGACUUUCUGUUCAGCAUGGCUGCCAACCAGGUCUUCCAGAGCGAGUUCGGGGUGGAGACCCUGGGCCCGUCGGUGGCCCAGCUCCACGCCUGGUGGUAUUUCACGAACACCAAGAACUUCCCUUACGAGAGGAGGCCGGCCUCAGCUGCUUGCGUCCCGUUUGGACAGGGGGAUUUCUAUUACGGCAGCUUGAUGGUUGGUGGCACGCCCCGUAAUAUUUUAGAUUUCAUCGAAAAUUAUCUGAAUGGAGUUAUCCAUGACAUCAAAAAUGGACUCCAUAGCACCUACGAAAAGCACCUCAACAAGUACUUUUACCUAAAUAAACCCUCCAAGCUGUUAUCACCAGAAUACAGCUGGGAUCUUGCAUUUGCUCCCCCUCCACAGGUCCGGUAUGUCAAAGUGGGACAUAUUUCCCACAGGAAAUUAUGAUGACACCGUUAGGCUCACGACGAAUAAACGGAUCGCAGCAAUUUCUUAUAAAUGUGGGACUUCUUAAAGCCUUGCAUUUUUUAGAGACGUAAACAUUUACAUCCUUCCAAAAUAAGUGUUUCCUCUUGCCAUUUUGAGCCAUCUUAUUUGGCUAAUAUAGAAAAAAGAAAAAAAGGUUCAUUACUUAAUGUGAAUACACAGUAAUAUCAUCUAUGUGUUGUAGAUAAUUCGGAAAUACUUUUGACAAAGAACGAAUUUUUUUUCUAGUUCAGAAAAAAUAUUCACAAAAUGGAAAAGUUGUACAUACAAAGGACAAAAAGUAAGUUCCAGGCCACUCAUUAAGUAUUCAUAGUGUUUUUCCACACUGGGAUACACGUGGCUCGUGGUCAACCCCUCCUGUUGUCUCAGCCUGUCCAGUGUGUGAGUCAUCACAGGUGAGCUAGAGGAAUCUGGUCAAAGCCACGUCUUACUUUCAUGAUUUCAAAGCAAGAUAUUCAAUUUGUUCUGUUAAAAAGCUGUAGGUAUUUUAUUUUUUAAAAAAGAUAUUUAUUGAGCUCCGUGGUAAAGGCGUUCUGCCAGAUGCAGACAGGGAUAGUAAGGAGUUUGGAACACCUGUGCUGUGUCCCUGGCAGCCUGCUGCCUGGCAGGGGUUGAGGCCGCGUGCUAAGAGCGCAUAUUCAGAAUGCUAAAAGUGACAAGGAAGAUGCUCACCUGAGCUCUGUGGUGGGCAGGGAGCCAGCACCUCCACGAAACGCUUUGUGUGGCCACAGAGGGGAGUGCUCCUAACUCCGCGAGCAGCUGCAGCUGUGAACAGCUUUGGCAAGUGUUACGGUGGGACUCACAUCCCACCCCAUGACUAUGCUGAAGUGUCGGGGUUCACUCGGGGAGACUGGUAAAAUAUUAGGGAAAUAUCAGGGGAAGUUAGAAGAUUAUUGUCUCAAACCUUUUGGAAGGCUGAAAGGUUUGAAUGGAACGGGCUGAAGGCAGCUGGUUCAUGACGUUAGAACUUUAAGUCGUAGGGUAAAAGAUUAGGGACAAGGAAAGCUUCCCCAGUGAAGUCUGUUUACCCCGCAUUCCUCUGUCUCUGCUCUAAUUUGUUUGCUCAUGUAAACUUUGUGCUGGACGGUCCUCUCAGGGGGAGGUCAAAGGGGAAUCACCCGUGAAUGGUGUUUACUCUGGGUCCUGGUACCUAAAGCUUUUGUCAUUUGUAAGAUGACUCUUGUAACCGUGUUUAUUAUGCACAAGCAUGUUGACUUAGAAACCUCUGUUAGUAAAUCUAUCCUGAGUAAAUGUGAGGCGUUACAGGGACUUACAGUUGGUCGCCUGCACUUGCCCUCUGAAAGCAGCUGACAACCAUCCCUAGUCCACUCAGAUCAGGGCGUGUGAGUGCAUUCAUUCAUCCAUCAUCGAGUCAGAGUCUGCAGGACCCAGACCUCCACAGGUGGAGACCCCAACGUGAUCGAGGUCUCACUGAACUCCGCACCUCAGAAUGAGACUGUGUCUGAAGACAGGGCUGUUAAAGAGGCCAUUAAGGUAAAAUGAGGCAUUAAGGUGCACCCUAAUCCCACAGGACUGGCUGGCGUCCUUAUAAGAAGAGGUGAGGACACAGACACACAGAGGGGCGACCGUGAGGACACAGGGAGAAGAGGCGCCUGCAAGCUGAGGGUUGAGGCCUCUGGAGGAGCCAGCCCUACAGCACCUUGAUCUUGAACUUCCAGCCUCCGGCACUCUGAGGAUGCACAUUGCUGUUGCUGAGGCUGCCCAGACCAGCCCAUCAUAUUCUGUUAAUGGCGGCCUGAGCAAACGGAUCCAGCAGGUGUCCCCAAAAUAACGGCAGCUCGAACACUCAGUUGCAAGGAGUGCGGUCUACCACUUCCUGGGAUGGAAGACUGUGAGAAGUAGAAAAGUUCCUCUUUAAAGUGUCCUUGCUUGUUAAAGAAUAAAUCAUAAGUGUGCCAAUAACUCUUUGUGAGGCCCUAUCCUGUAGCUGUGAGACACGCCGUGCUUACAGGCACGUAGUACAUUCUGCGUCCUUGUACUUUAACCAAGAUGCCUGUGCUGGACGUGCU